This is a messenger RNA of Medioppia subpectinata, 3456 nucleotides long. The record is from the annotation of a GenBank genome assembly. Lineage: Eukaryota; Metazoa; Arthropoda; Arachnida; Sarcoptiformes; Oppiidae.
AUGUUAUAUAUAGAGAAUAGAGUGGAGACAGAGAAAUGUUUAACUCAUUUAAAUAUUGAUUUGGAGUCAGAGCCAGAAUCCAAUCUAUUUCUCGAAGACAUCGACAAAUCGGAUUCAGAACCCAUUGAUUCUCAAACUGAUCUCAAAUAUUUCGCUUUUGUUCACCCCUUGAGUUCAGUCUCCGUGAGAGCCAAUUACGGGCCCUUAACUGUGAGACAGACGGUAUACCCUUCCUAUUGGACCGACUCUUCCCUCAGUCUUAAGAGGAAUGACUCAUACAAUGCGAAUUCAAUACAUAGUAAUUCUCAAGUGAAGGCACCGGCGCUUAACGGAGAGCUUUCCGCACACUUAGUCACGCGAGAGGUUCGUCGCAGCGCUCCUGUACUCCGAGUCCUCUUCUAUGCCAAACACACAUCAGAUUAUACUCACAGAACUCCCAAUGACUUCAUCGACAAAACCAUUUGCGCCGCUAUUGUUGUUCAGUACCAUAAGGAGAGACUCUUCGGCACCUGUAGUCCCAGUAAGUCGAGGGAAGGCGCCUGUCUGGCAGAGGUGACCAUUCCUGUCGCCUAUUGGCCAUCCAUUGACACGAAUGGAUUGUCACCGAAGGAACAGAAGACAUCCAAUGUUAAAGUGUAUUACGCGGUCACACACGCAGAACACUGCUCUGAAUCUUCAUUCAUCACCACAACUGAUUCCAAUCCAUUAAUACUCAAUUACUUAUCCGAUGUAUCAUUAGUUCCAUUCCGCGGCAGCUAUGAAGAGGUCACUAAUGAUAAUGUGGUGACAAUUCUGAUACCACAAGAACCAGUUUAUCCAAACUCUAAAAUCUAUAUUCCAGUCAAAUUCACAUACAAUCCCGAGUAUCCGAUCGCGGCUUUCAGUUUGAGAAUUCGGGUCAAAAGUGGUGUCCGAAUACUCGGCGCCCAAUUGUCUCAUCCAAACAGGUUAUGGCAGUUAAGCACUGAAGUCAGUCCCAAACAAACCACAGCCACUGUUACGGCCUUUUUGCGCGACUUUGAUGUACAACAAGACAGCGAUUCAGUGCCCGACGAGUUAUUGGAGACGCCUUCACAAGAGGUUUACUCAUGGCUUAUAGAGAUCGACGAAGACAUCGAUAUCAAUGACGGCGGAAGAAUUGUGUGGCAACUCUUAUACGUGACGGAGAGCUCUAUCGCAGUCAAACAGGACUUUGAUAAGGAAUCGGCAAAACUAUCGUCUCGUCUCGACAUACAAAAGGACAACGUAUUGGAUGUGUUGGCGAUCACUAAAUCUCGACAACUGUUAAACACAGCGCUUCUAACGGGACGACAGGUUUCGCAGGCAAUGCGAAUAUAUAUGGUGUCGUCCGCCGGACGUAUCAGUGAUAUAACACUUCAGUCUUCGUGUCACGCGGCGGACGAAUCCAUACUGAAAGUGUCGCCUUCGUGUACAUCAGUCUAUUUGGAUGGAAGUGAAGUGAGAGGCGACCAAAACGCCACGAUUCUCAUCAAAUAUGGCGGCGCUUCCUAUCAGAAGAAUUUUGUCGUUUGGAGACCAGAACUGCCGAUUGAUAUCAGAGUAGACGACAACAAAUUGAGUCAAAUUAAGAGUUGGAAAACUCAGUUAAAACGCAAACAUAAUUCCUAUGUUAUCGACGAAGAGUCCCAACAGUCUGUUGGCGACGAAGCGAGUGAUACAAAGACCGGCAAAAUCAAUGAAUUGACAGAUAAUGAUCACAAUUACAUUCCCUGUCGACUCCGUUUCCAACAAACCAAAGUAGAACUCUAUACCAAAUUCUUCAGCACUGACCACAACUCCGGCAGAGAGGCAUCGCUUCUCAAUCGCAGAAUAUCCAUAAGAAUCACGAAUCUGUUGAUGCCUUACAUUCGUGUUACGGAUCCCAAGAUACUGGCCCUCAAAGCCAACAUCAUUGAAGGGCUUAGUGUCGGGCGCUCUGAAGUGCAGGUCAUAUCUCCAAUCACUGGUCAAUUGAUGGGCUCUAAAGAGGUUCGCGUGACCGCCGAUAAGGAGACAAUCACUCACAUGGAUGUGAAGGUUGUGACGGGUUUGGAACUGGAGGUGAAACCAUACCCACCCCUAAGCAACAUCUGGAUGGCAAAGACCACUCUCUUGGAUAAGUUGACGACUCAAUAUCAGGAGGCAUUGCUCGACAUUAAACUCCACUUCUCUGACGCUUCUUAUAUUGAUCUGUCGGAUGUCUCGCCUUCCGAUUAUAACCUAUCCAUUGAUACAUUCGAUGGUGCCGUAGCCCUCGCACCCAAUACCGGUCUCUACCCUCGAGUUAUAGCGAUAGGUCCCGGAAGGGGACAACUGUUGCACUUGUCGUUUGAAGUGUGCAAUUCGUGUCAACGAAAACGGACUCAACCCCUGGCGCUAAAGUACGUGAACGUAAACGUGGACUUCACGACAUCCAGCCUUCAAAACGAUGCUUUCAAUUAUCGCAAAAAUACAGUGAAUGGGAGUCAGAGUCCGAGCGCUGAUCUGCAAUAUUUGAGUAGCAAAGAGAAAGUGACUACAAAUGAAUUCGUAGUGAUUGGCAAACAAAGUAUCCGUAAAUCGAGUAUAAAUAUGGGUAAUCUUGAAGUCGGUAUUUACAGCUUCUUUGCCAUCUUUGGCAUUGCUAUCAUAAUUGUCGGCGUUUUGUAUAAAAUGUUUGGACCCGUGAAGACACCUCCAGAACCGGUCACCACAACACGUAUAGCACCCAUCACUUCAAGCAAUAGACCGAUUGUGGCGAACGCUAACGAAUGGGUUUGGUUAGGGAGGGCUACACUCGAGAGGAACUCUGUCGCCACUAAAAGACAUACAUUAAUCCCUCAAAAAGACUUUAACGGAAAUGUCUCGGAAAACGACAGAAGAACCAAUCGUUUGAGUGCUAUUUCAUAUCCCGGUUCUGAGAUAAGCAUAAGAAUCACAUCAAAUCCAAAUCCUGUUGAAGAAGGCGACGACAUCGAUGAGGUCGACGUUCAUAGUCCGCAACCAUUGAUAUCUAACAGAACCACAUCUAAACCGAAACACUUACCAAUGGGUGCGCCGCCCAUACCUGAGCGCAAAUCCAGAUCAACUCAAAACAAGUUCACCACUUAUUCAAAGCCUCCGCCGAUUCCUCCGCACCGGAGCUCAAGAAAUCUGAAUGAGAUGAGAGGGGUGUCCGUUAGGGCCCGACCCCCGCCAGUGCCACCCCAUCGAGACAUUGGGUCAGCCAAACGGUGGAGUAAUCCUCCGGUUAUGGCUCAGAAUCUAAGGGUAGAAUUGCCUCCAAAUAAACACAAGAAAUGCAAUCUCAAUGAGAAUAAAGACAAUUUAGAUUACAAUCAAUUACAGGAAUAUUUCGAUAGUCUUAAAGAGUCUAACGCUUGAUAAACACUUCGAGACAUUAUAUUUCUCAAUAUAUUUCAGUGCCAUUUGUUUAUUAAAUAUUUAGGUUUAUUUGAUAUCUAAUUCUUAACGCAG